This is a messenger RNA of [Candida] anglica, 2498 nucleotides long. The record is from the annotation of a GenBank genome assembly. Lineage: Eukaryota; Fungi; Ascomycota; Pichiomycetes; Serinales; Debaryomycetaceae.
UUUACCACUCCACACCAUAAGAAAUGCCUAAUCAUGGAGAUAGUCUUAAUGAGAAAGACUCCAUUGACAAGAAGGAUAUUCUACUUUACCGCCAAACAAAGGCUGUGAAGUGUGGACAGAUCGAAAGAUUCAUCAUCACCUACACACCAAACAACAACAAAAGUAAUACCAAUACAUCCAAUCCUAUCCCACCAAAUCUAUGGCUCAAGGUAAAGAACAAGGAGCUGAUUGCUUUGAGAGCUGCGUAUUUGGCUGGCCCUUACGUGCUCUAUGUGGAUUGUACGCCAAUGGAUUACCAUUCGGAACAGCAAUGCUUUGUUACCGCCGACCAACCAGUAUUUGAACCUCAACUCUUACCCGGCCAAUCUGUGUAUGCUGAAUUGGCUUGUCAUAGUAUUAAAUCAUCUUAUUCAUGGACCGUCGAUGUGGUGUCACAAACCAUUUUCAAUAACACCAUCGAUGUGGAUUUUGAAAUAAGUAUUGGAACAUCCAAACAAGUGGUCCAUGAUCUUUCAUUCCCCAUGGAAAGACCGGUAACUAAUGGAGAUAAGACUGGGGUCUUUGUGCCGCCUUCACUCUUAUCUGUAACUAACCAUGAUACUUUGGACUUGUGGAAUUUACCAAUCCCUUCUCCAUCAAAGCCCAUACAUUUGGUCAUUUUAACUCAUGGACUUCAUUCCAAUGUAUCGGCAGAUAUGUUGUAUUUGAAAGAUCAGAUCGAUCGUUCCUGUAAAGGCGAUAAUGUGGUGGUGAAGGGGUUUUUCGGGAAUGUCGGAAAGACUGAACGUGGGAUCAAAUAUCUUGGAAGUCGAGUCGCUGAGUUUGUGGUUGAUUUGGUGACUAAAAAUGGAACUUUUGCCAAUGGGAAAGUUGAUAGAAUUUCAUUUGUUGGUCAUUCCCUCGGUGGACUUGUCCAAACGUUUGCCAUAGCCUACAUUGAAAAUAAUUUCCCCUGGUUUUUCAAACAAAUUCAACCAAUCAAUUUCAUUACCAUUGCCCUGCCCUUACUUGGAGUUGUUCAUGAAAACCCAAUGUAUGUUAAAUUGGCGCUACUGGCCGGGUUUGUUGGGAAAACAGGUCAAGACUUGGGGUUGGUAUUCUUGGAAAACAAUUCGCCUCCAUUAUUGUUAUUACUCCCAACUGGCCCCACUCAUCUGAUCUUGAAAAUGUUUAAACGACGUACCGUGUAUGCCAAUGUCAAGAAUGAUGGCAUUGUUCCCUUGAGAACGUCAGCGUUGCUCUAUUUGGAUUAUAAAGGAUUGUCCCAAAUUAUGAGAAACAAUACAAAUACCGAGUCGUCAGAUGAUGGUUCUGUGAUCAAUUCCACCAUGAAAAUCCCUUCCACCGAUCAAAUCCAUGGAGAUUCGAAAAACAGUAAUAAUAACGGUAAGGAAUCCAAUGGGUUACAUCCACUCCAGGCCAUGCUCUCAUUCUUUAUGCCCCAGAAACAAUCUUCUCAGGGAACGGGUCAUGGUCAAUAUCAGAGAUUUCAAACUGGCGUUCGUAGUGGUGGUGGGGCUAAUGAUGAAGAUGGUAACUUGAUGGCCCCUGGUGACUCUUUUGAACAUUUACUGAAGUCAUCCGUACUUGAAACUGCCACCUCGUUGAUCUUACCACCACUUCCUUCAUUCAAGUACAUCACUGAUCCUUCUUCUAGAGAAAAUGUCAUUGUUCAUGACAAGGUUUAUCAAGAGUCGGAUUUACCGCCACGUGAGGUCAAACAACUUGCAGAGGAAGAGUCUCUGGCAGGGAUUUUAGAAAGGAUUGGACUCCCACUGCUUCGAUUGGGGAGUGGUGAUGAUGUGACUGUUGCUGCCACUGAAGCUUCAUCCACCACCACAAAUGGGGCUUCGAACCUGCCCCAACUGACCAUGACGCCGUCACUCAGGAAAAGAUUGAUGAAUUCUCUAGAUAAAGAUGUUGAAUAUUUGGAGGAAGAGAUUGCAAGAGAGUACCAUAAACACAUGUCAUGGCGGAAAGUUCUAGUACAAUUACUUCCUGAUGCCCAUAAUAAUAUCAUAGUACGUAGAAGAUACGCCAACGCCUACGGCUGGCCAGUGAUUGAACACUUGGUAUCCAAUCACUUUGCCGAAGGCGUUGAUAAAGACACCACUUUGGAAGAGUGUGACCAGAGAGAUUCACUUGACGAAGAGGGGGACCUUUCACGGAUCCUCUCUAGAGAUCUCAUCACCAGGCAAAACGACGAUAUCGACGAGUCCACCAAGAAAGAUAAUCACCAUUGGAUCAAUUCGGAGGACAAUGCAGAGUCGCUAUUUGCGGUUGGGCCCACGGGGCUCUUGUCGGACGUCAGUGAGAUGAUGGGCAAUUUCAAAGAUCAAUGGUAUAACUAUCAGCGCGGGGUGGUGGAUAGUGGACUGGAUGUUCAGGCUGCGCCCUCGGGGAGCAAAGAUGAAGACAUGGGGUCAUCGAGACAAGUCAUGGGAGAUUUCAUAUAGAGAGAAUAGUAAAAGUAAUACAUAUACAUAGAAUAUCUCUAA